Messenger RNA from Dermacentor silvarum, 845 nucleotides. RefSeq names its product acireductone dioxygenase. NCBI's taxonomy places the organism in Eukaryota, Metazoa, Arthropoda, Arachnida, Ixodida, Ixodidae. The coding region runs from base 143 to 700 and encodes 185 amino acids. The transcript has 4 exons. The record is from RefSeq and is a predicted model, not a curated record. Gene Ontology annotation, molecular function: acireductone dioxygenase [iron(II)-requiring] activity.
AUAAGCUGUAUUUGAAAAGAAAAAGAAGGGGCGGAGUUUGCCGCUGUUUGCGAAGUCUGCGGUGUUCGAGGCCGCGUCGCAGUAUUCGCCUCAUUUAUUGACGCGCUUUCGAGUACGGCGAGCAUACGGCGAGGCAGGAAAAAUGGUCCGAGCCUGGUACAUGGACGACGACUUGUCGACCGACCAACGAGAGGAACACCAACUGGAACCACCUGUGCUGGUGUCAUUGGACGAAGUUCGUGAAAAGAGCGGAGUCCUUUACUGGAAGUUGAAUGCCAACACAUACGAGGAGGAUGGUGAACUCGAGAAGAUCAAGAAAGAGCGAGGAUACUCGUACACAGACGUUAUUGAGAUAUCCAAGGACAAACUACCGAACUAUGAGGAAAAGAUAAAGACAUUCUUCCAAGAGCAUCUGCACUCUGACGAGGAGAUUCGCUUUGUCUUGGCCGGGAGUGGCUACUUUGACGUUCGAGAUUGCAAUGACAAGUGGAUAAGGAUUGAGGUGUCCAAAGGAGACCUCCUUGUUUUGCCUGCUGGCAUCUACCACAGAUUCACUCUUGACAAGCAGAACUACAUCAAGGCCAUGCGGCUCUUUGUGGGAGAGCCUGUCUGGACGCCGAUCAAUCGCCCAGCCGACGACCAUCCAGCCCGCUCUCAGUAUCUGGAGACCCUUAGUCAAACCUGCAAUUGUGCGGCGUGAUGGCACAGCUGCUGGAAACAGGCAUGCAAUCAAGAUGAUGCAAUGAAAUUUUGUGCCUUAUAAUUUUAAGCUAAUUUUUAAUGAUUUUUUUAUAGAAGUGUAGUGCAUGUGAAUAAAUAUACAUAGAUUUAUUUUCCAACACUAA